Messenger RNA from Acanthocheilonema viteae, 4035 nucleotides. Lineage: Eukaryota; Metazoa; Nematoda; Chromadorea; Rhabditida; Onchocercidae. The record is from the annotation of a GenBank genome assembly.
AUGGUUGACGUGGGCGUAUCAUUGUCAGAAAUAAUCGAAGUACGUGGAUGUGGUCUAAAUGAUGAUGAAUUGCUUGCAUUAAUUAUCAUUGGCUGUGAAGUGCUUACUAAAACACCUGCAGGAGUAUUCUCUCCUGAACACGUGAUUUUGCACACCGAUGGUGAACUUGAGAUAAAAUCUGUUUCAAGAGAUAAAGUAGACAACCAGUAUGUACCCCCUGAAAUGCAAGAAGGCAAUACUGAUGUUGAUCCAGGUGCUGUGCAUGUAUAUUGCCUCGGAGAAGUUAUUCGAUUUGCUGGUGCAGCUGAAUCAGGCAAUGCAGACUUGUUUUCCUUAUUAAACAUAAUGACAGUAGCUCAUAUUGCCACACGUCCGUCCAUCACUCGCCUUGGGCAAAUGGCUAAAAAUAAGCUUACAAUUCAAAAUCCAAAGGCGUUGUUGGCAGAAAUGUAUAUCCUAGUUAUGGGUGACGAACCGGAGGAUAUAGAUGAUUUGGACGUUUCUUCUGGUGAAUAUAUACCAAAUUCGCUUGAUGAAAAUGGUGGUUUGAAGAACUUAAAAUGGGACGAAGCUGGAACGAGCAAGAGCGGUACCUGUAGUCGAUCGAAAAAAAUGACGCAAGCAGAUUCAUUUGAUGGUGCAGAAGAUGUUCGGAGGUUGUCCGAAAAAAAUCCAUUUAAUUCAGUAGCAGUCUCAUGCGAAAAAAUGUCGCCAGAAGUAAAAGAUGUAAAUGAAUACAGUCAACUGGAAGAACAGAAACAACGAAAAUUGUCUAAAGGUAAAAUUGAGGUGCUUUUAGAACAAAAUGAAGAUGACGGAAAAUCAAUGUUUGAAAGCAGUUUACCAACGAAAUCUCUUUCGUACGAUGAUGAUAUUGUGGAAUACAGAGAAGAAAAUAUUUCUGCCGAUGAAUUAACUUUCAUACCAUCGACUGUAGGUACAGAACAUAUUGAAAAGGUGAGCGAAAUUUUGGAUUAUAAUGGUCAUAAACCUUUUUCUACCAACAUUAUCCACGAUAGCAAUAGCUCUCUAUCUUCUCUGUCGCCUAUUUCGGAGGUUGACAAAGGACAAAAAAUGAUUGCAUCUUCAAUUCUGCCUUCAGAUCACCAAAAUAUUGCUGAUAGACAAGGUUCAGUCGAAGAAUCUGACAGUAAGUCACUGGCCAAUAAUAAAAAUGAGGACGUCCCGGAGGUUAUAUUGUCGAAAAAAGAAAAUGGAAAAGAACUGCCAUCGGCAGAUUCGGAAUCUAGGGUAAAAGGAUUUAUAGCCGCAAAAGAAACUUCCAGUAUUUCAAUCGCAGCUGAGCAACAGUUUAUGAGACGAAAUUCGCUUCUACCAAGUAGGAUAAGUGGGCGAAAACCUUCAUCGAAACAUUUUAAACGAAGAUUGAAAGUGGAGCCAGAAUUUGUUAGAAAUGCGAACGCAUCAUCCAUAUGUUUGAAAGCACCUGCUCAAAGAAAAAAAAAGGUGACGCUACACAGGAUAGAACAUACGGACGUUACUGUUGAGCUGCUUAGUGGAAAGCAUGUUGAAGUGAGCUGUCGUUCGGAUGCUGUUGCGUCAGAAAUUGCUGAUGUUGUCAUGAGGCACAUGAAUUUUAGUGAGAACUCGUUCUUUGGUUUAACUAUACUUCGGGAUGGCGAGCAUUUCUUUUUGGACGGUCAUCAACGUCUGGAAAAAUUCGCACCACCAGGUUGGAAAAUUGCAAGACAAUAUGGUUCAUCUAAAAGACUUUAUAUGUUAUUUCUGCGCUUUCGAUAUUAUCCAGCAUCAAUCGCCUUCAUACGAACUGAAGUUGUACUUCAUGAGUUGUACUUACAACUGCGGCGAGACAUCUUGGAUGAUCGCAUUCAACCAAAACGUGAUUUAUUGUAUGAUUUAGCUGCAUUUGCUUUGCAAAGUGAAUAUUCUGAUCAACCUAAUGUAACAGUCUCUGACUACUUUGAUCUGCAACACUAUAUACCGAAGAGGUAUUUGGAUAACUACAAUGAAAAAGCGGUAAUCAAAGAUGUAAUCGAAAAGCAUGGACGAUACCGCGGAAUGAAACAACAGGAUGCUGAAAAGCGUUUUAUUCUACUGUGUCAGCGGCUACCUGAUUAUGGUGCUCAUUUGCAUCGUGUUUUUGCAUCCAAACCAUCGAUAAAUCUUGGUAAUACACCGCUUGGUGAUCCUGAAACUGGCGUGGCGCAGUGGAUUGGGAUUAUGACACGUGGUAUUGUACUUUUCGAAGAAGAAAGUGGUGGCCGGCAUGCUCAGAUAGAACAUCUUUGGCAAAAUACGCAAACUUUACAGUUUGAUAAGAAGCGCUUUGUGAUUGCCUCCGAAAUCCACGAACCAUCCACCAAUGUCUUCUAUACCGAUCAUUAUACAAAAAGUGCCUAUUUUGUCCGUUUUGCGGCUUCACAGCAUCGCUUUAUGAUAAAAAUGCGACAGUGGAAUCAUACUUUAAGGCGUGAUAGCCCUUUCCAGUUCCGUAGAAUGCCGGAUGUUGGUGCGGACAUUAAUUUUAUGGAAGAGGUACCGUCAGUAUAUUAUAUGAAUGCCUCUGACAAAGCAAACAUACCGGAACCAAGUUUUACUGAAAGCAGUAAUCAAUAUACCUCAAGCGGUGGUCGAGUUUUGGAAGAGAUUUCUUCUGAAGAAUUCAUUGAGAAUGGUGAUGGAUAUACUUUGGAAAUUUUGCUGGAAAAAGAUCCAAAUAGUGGGCUUGGUUUAACAUUGGUUGAUGGUAAUCUGAACGGUGUAAAAGGUGUGUAUGUGAAGUCUGUAUCUGAAGGAGGCGUCGGGAAAAAAGGAGGAGUGAAUGUUGGUGAUCGAUUACUAAGUGUCAAUGAUGUGUCACUUAUUGGUAAGGAUAGGCAUGUAACUGUCGAUCUAGUGAAAAAGUGUGGCAAUUUUGUCCAUUUGAAGAUUUUUAGGUUAGAAGCGAUAACAUCCGCACUUGCUUCUGGCAUUAUUAAGGAUAAAACAGUGACCUACGAUCAGAAAGGAUAUAAAAAUCAUUCACUGUCUGUUAGUGAAGGACUGCGAUCAAGAACGCCGCCACCGCCGAGAAAGUAUUCAAAUAUUCUGAAGAAACGCACAAGAGCUAUUAGUGACUUUGGCGCUGUUGGUGAUACUUUACCCGAUUUGAAUAGCGAAGAUUUAUUAUCAAACCUUAGAAGUGAAUCGAAGUUGGGAUAUUUACGGCUAGAGACUUCGUUGAACGAUGAGGCUGAUUGUGGAACGGGAUUCGACGUGCCAGUGGUAUCCAUGUACAAGUUCGAAAAUGUUGAUGAUGAAUUGGUAGAGCAUUCUCCAGAACGAACCAGUGCAACACCAUAUUUUCCAUUUAAGACAAAUGAAAAUGACUGGUUGAAAAUGGGGAAGAGUGACGCUGACCAGCAAAGAAGUCCGUGCAACGACUGGAAAUCAGUGCAGGAUUGCAGAAAGAAGCCAAAUCUUGAUUGGGCCGAUGAUCUGGAUGAUAUUGUGGAACCGUUACCAUCCGAUAUUUCGAUAGUUACUCUCGAGCGUAAUGGAUCUGGUAGUCUUGGUUUUCAAAUUGCAUCUAGCGGAGGUGUUGUAUAUGUAAAACAAAUUACUGCAGAGCCUGCACUUUCGUGUCCCGAUAUUCGAGUGGGAGACAAGAUUAUAUUGGUAAAUCAUGAGAAGGUGCAAAAUCUAAUGCAUCAACAAUUGGUGGAUCUGUUAAGAAAGGGUGGUGACAAAGUGGUAAUAGGCUUACAAAACUCAGACAAAGAAAUAAGUACUUGUGACGAAGGCGAACAGACUGUACGAGUUGUUCUGGAGAAGUCUCAUACGGGUUCGCUUGGUCUCAGCUUAGCAAAGAAGACUGGUAUGGAUGGAAUUUACAUCCGAAUGAUCAGCAGUGGUAGUGCUGCGGAUAUUGAUGGAACACUGCAUAUCGGUGAUAAAAUUUGGAAAGUCAAUGGGCAGUUAGUAAGUAAUUGUACACCAGGUGCCAUUGUUGAUUUACUGAAAGCCGCAAGCAAUCCUGUGGAAAUUAUUGUAAAACGAGUCACAGCCAAGUAA